UUGCUGUGCGGGAGAGUUGUUGCUUUCGUCUGAAGUUUGACUUUGACUGAAGAGAAACGGGGCGGAAGAAAAGUCUCACCUUCCUCCUUCCUUCUUCCUCUUCAUCAUCGUUCACUCGUGGUCUUUGAGGAGAAGAGAUAAAAGGAGGCGAGGUCUUCAUUCUGAAACUAAACUCAACACACGCUCUCCUCGUUUUAGCUCUCUCCUGCCCUGAAGCCUACAAGUCUUUUGGGCAGUUAACACUUAACACGAACGUUUAUUCUAUGUGCGACGGACCAGAGUCUGAACUUUGCCUCACUAAUUCCAUUAUGGAAGGUGGAUUUCAAAAUCAGAAAGAUGGAAUUCCCUGUACAUGUUCGAAUUUGCUUGAGUUUUCGGCCUCGGAUGAUCUCCUUGGCUUCAUACAUGAAGUAGAAGAGAGGGGUUCCGAUGUGGAUGAAUUGAGCUUUUGGUAUGGUAGAAGAUUUGGGUCGAGCAAGAUGGGGUUUGAAGAGAGAACACCCCUUAUGAUUGCUGCCAUUUAUGGAAGCACUAGGGUUUUGAAGUACAUAAUUGAUGCUGGCAGGGUUAAUGUGAAUAGGUCCUGUAGCUCAGAUGGGGUGACUGCCCUCCACUGUGCUGCUGCGGGUGGCUCCGAUUCAUCACUUGAAGUUGUAGAGCUCUUGCUUGAUGCAUCUGCUGAUGCAAGUCUUGUUGAUGCUAAUGGAAAUAAACCAGGUGAUUUGAUUGCACCUGCUUUGAAAUCAUCAUGUAGUUCAAGGAAGAGGACCCUGGAGAAGCUGCUGAAAGGAGAAAAUGUUGAAAGAGAUUUUCCGUCUCCUUCGAUUUAUCAAAUCACAUGCCUGGAGGAAGAAGGGCAACAGAUGAAAACUCAGCAGUUGAAAGAAGGGAAUGAGAAGAAAGAAUAUCCUGUUGAUGUGUCACUCCCCGACAUAAACAAUGGGAUAUACAGCACUGAUGAGUUCAGAAUGUAUAGUUUCAAGGUGAAACCUUGCUCAAGAGCCUAUUCCCAUGACUGGACUGAGUGCCCUUUUGUCCAUCCUGGGGAGAAUGCAAGGAGGAGAGACCCAAGGAAGUACCCUUACAGCUGUGUUCCCUGCCCGGAGUUCCGCAAGGGGACAUGCAGACAGGGGGAUGCUUGUGAGUAUGCACAUGGUGUGUUUGAGUGCUGGCUUCAUCCUGCCCAGUACCGAACUCGUCUCUGCAAAGAUGAGACCAAUUGCUCCCGGAAGGUCUGCUUCUUCGCUCACAAACAAGAAGAGCUACGCCCCUUGUAUGCUUCCACAGGAUCCGGAAUUCCUUCCCCAAGGUCUCUUUCGGGUGGGGCUCCAGACAUGGCAGCAAUAAGCCCCCUGACACUCAGUUCGUCGUCAUCGUCGUUGGUAUUGCCUCCCACAUCUACACCGCCCCUUUCUCCUUCUGCUGCUGCUUCAUCCCCUAAGAGUGGAUCUAUGUGGAACAAGGUCAACCACACCCCUCCCAGCUUGCAGCUUCCUGGUAGCCGGUUGAAGAGUGCUUUGAACGCUCGUGAUUUGGAUUUGGAGAUGGAACUGCUCGGGCUGGAUGUCCACCAUAGCCAGCAGCAUCAGUCGCAGAAAUUAAUGGAUGAGCUAUCUAGUCUCUCCUCCCAGUCCUCUUGGAACAGUAGGAUUGGGGAACUGAACCCUAGUAACCUUGAUGAUGUUUUUGGAGGUCUUGAUGCUUCGUUGUUGUCUCAGUUUCAGGGACUCUCGCUGAAAGCCACAACACAAUCCCAGUUGCAAUCUCCAACUGGGCUUCAAAUGCGACAGAACAUGAACCAACUUCGGGCAAGCUACCCAAGCAACAUCUCCUCCUCUCCGGCAAGGAAAGCAUCGUCAUUUGGGCUGGAAUCACCCAGGGCAGUGGCUGCUGCAGUCAUGAACUCUAGGUCUGCUGCCUUUUCAAAGCGGAGCCAGAGUUUUGCAGACCGAGGAGCAGCAACAAAUUGCCCUGGUCUUACUGCAGCCACCACUUCUGCAGCUCUGAUGUCGUCUAGUCUUUCGGGUUGGAGUUCACCUGAUGGUAAAUUGGACUGGGGCAUUCAAGGAGAAGAGCUGAACAAGCUUAAGAAGUCUGCCUCUUUUGCCUUCCGAGGCAGCAAUGCUGCAGCAACAAUGGCUUCAAUGCGGUCAGCUGUUGAAGAGCCAGAUGUUUCUUGGGUUCAUUCCCUGGUGAAAGAUGUUACUCCUGUGGGGUUUGGACCUCUUGGUUCAGAGCAGCCACAGUUUCGUCGUAGUAGUGGUGUGCACGAGAUGAUCCCACCAUGGGUUGAGCAGUUGUACAUAGAACAGGAGCAGAUGGUGGCUUGAGCAACAUUUUAACCUUCACUGCUCCUUUUAACUUCUGACAAGUUUAUUUAUUUAUGGAAUUCUUCUUGGAAUUUGAUGCAUGGAAGGAGCUGGAGGGGAGACCUGAGCAGGAAGAUUAGGUCCUUGCUCGUAUCUCAAGUAGUCUGGUUACAAUUAUUAGGGUGACUAGUUAGCAGCAGAAGCAUUUUUUCUAUUUUUAUAUUUUUUACUCCCUCUUCAGGAGUUCUUUUAUGUGUUUCAGUACAAGAAGAUGUAGGAAUUGGUGGCAGGGGAAAAAUAUGUUCCUGCUGCAAGGCAGGAAUUGUAAUCGCAGUUAAACAAAUGGAGCUGUGAAAAUGUAUUUGUUUGUAAUACAUGAACUUGAGCUCGUAUAUGAGAGGGAGUCGAGAAAAUGUUGUAUUCUCUUGAGAGGCUCAUGAUGAAUAUUAAUUGUAUUAUUUGUUCCCAUAAA
Molecule: messenger RNA, 2781 nt
Organism: Malania oleifera
Lineage: Eukaryota; Viridiplantae; Streptophyta; Magnoliopsida; Santalales; Ximeniaceae
Product: zinc finger CCCH domain-containing protein 29-like
Exons: 2
Coding region: 264-2330 (688 amino acids)
Molecular function (GO): protein binding; metal ion binding
Source: RefSeq, a predicted model, not a curated record